Capronia epimyces CBS 606.96 is the source of this 411-nucleotide messenger RNA. RefSeq lists its product as uncharacterized. The transcript has a single exon. Bases 170 to 355 code for a protein of 61 amino acids. Lineage: Eukaryota; Fungi; Ascomycota; Eurotiomycetes; Chaetothyriales; Herpotrichiellaceae. The record is from RefSeq and is a predicted model, not a curated record.
AUGACCACGGCGGCCCUUCAAGCUUCGACGGCAUCUAUCAGUCUACCUCCCAUCAGUAGCAUUGACUUCCACACCCACGUUGCGCAUCGGUCGUCUCCAGAAGUGGUACAACCGUUACCACCUCCUCCACCGGCAGCGCCACGCGUACUACCACCGCUUCCAUAUCCCUAUGCAGCACGACCUGCACCUCCGCCUCCACCUCCACCUCCUAUGUCCCACGAAUACCUACAAGCGAGGCCGAUUUAUCCAGGAAUACCGACCAACUACCAGCCGAUGCCUGUACGGAUGCCUUUGCCUUCUUCGACGGAUCCCAACCUCAUCGUUGCCCCUGCUCGACACAAGGCCAAGGAGGUGAAGAGACGGACGAAGACAGGGUGCCUGACAUGUCGUAAGCGACGCAUCAAGGUGAGU